Molecule: messenger RNA, 1023 nt
Organism: Dalotia coriaria
Lineage: Eukaryota; Metazoa; Arthropoda; Insecta; Coleoptera; Staphylinidae
Gene: 140up
Product: RPII140-upstream gene protein
Exons: 3
Coding region: 157-930 (257 amino acids)
Cellular component (GO): mitochondrion
Source: RefSeq, a predicted model, not a curated record
CAAAAGCACUAACACGAUGUCCGUGACAAGAUGAACCAGCUGUGAAAUAUCCAUAACCUAACAAAUGAAUCCCUUCAAACGAAUCUACAUGCAUAACAAAGUUCAUAAUGAUAUUUUGACGAUUAUAUAAAUAAUUUGAAGUUCAAAAGAAGAAAUAUGGCAGCGCAAGUUUUUAGAAAUAUAUACGGACAUUACGAUAAACCGGAAGGAACUGAACUGAGCACAAUCCCCAAAGAGACCACUCCAUAUGAAAGACUAGUAAAAACAUUCACACCAAAUGAAUUUGGGGAGUUUAGCAAUGAGGUCAACUCAAUAAUUGAAGUUGGUUGCAUGAGCAUGUUCAUUGCGGGUCUAUAUGGUGGUGUGAUGAGUAGCAAAACUGCUUACCUUGAGUUCUUCCAAAACAAUCAGGCCACAACUUUUAAGAAUCACUUUGAAGCAAAGAGAAUAUUGCAGGACAAGGUUACAGUUGCUUUUGGCAAGGGCGCAUUCCGUUUAGGAUGGCGUGUCACUGUUUUUUCCACUAGUUAUGUAACUUUCACUACGGCUGUGUCAGUAUACCGCGGCAAGAACGGACUUCUGGAACACAUCAUCGGCGGCGGGGUUGCUGGUUCCAUGUACAAAUUUAACAGUGGACCAAGAGCAAUGCUAGUGGGCGGUGUACUUGGUAGCACAUUGGGCUUAGUCGCGGGCGCGACUACGCUUUUGCUAUUGAAACUCACUGGAAUGGAAAUGAGCGAUGUAAGGCAGAACAGCGAACGGUGGAAUACUCUGCGAAUGGGGAAAUUUAGAGAAGGUCUUAAGGAUCAUUAUGGAAAGAAGGAGAGUCCAGAGCAUAUUGAACACCAGAAGAAAAUGGAAGAGAUGGAAUCUGUUAGCGAUCUGGAAUCAAUAAAUGCACGGACGAGGGAAAAGUCAAAUACAGAGUAGCUUCUUAAGUUCUAUUGACAUAGAUUGAGAUAGAAUGUUUGUAAAAUAAUAAUGUUAAUCUUAAAAUAUUCAUAAAAUAAUAUUGUUAAAGUA